CUUUCUGCACCUCCCCCAGCCUCUGCUGGGAGUGUUUAUCUUUUCGCCUCAGCUUUGCGCUCUUUCCUCUUUCACUUUUCUUUUUACUGUGGGUGGGGACUCCCUAGGCUCAGGGUACUCAGGGAACCCCAGCAGACUUGCUCGCAGCCGUCGAAGCCCGACGCCACAGGAAGGGAGCCUGGUGGCCGCGUCCGCCUGGCUGCGCCGGCUGCCUCCCGCUACGCUGCACCCCGCACUUAACGGAGAAUCUAUUCCCAUGUGUGUCCAUUUGGCUCUUUGAAGUAAUGUCUCAUCAUGUUGCAUACUGGUGAUGUCACAGGAAGAACAGAAGUCAAUGCUAACAUAUAGCCAGCCUACAAGAGACCAUGAGGUAUUCUGGAUGGAUGGCUGCUGGAAACCCAUUGCUGUAGCCAACUCUUCUUCAACACUUAAGGAUUUACUGUGGCAUUGGGUAAUGAGAAUUUCGAAAACAUAUUUGAGAGUUACCUCUAUCCAGUGCUAUUUGUGGUUACUUCUAAACAGUCAUUUUUUAACUGAGGCUGGCAUUCAAGUCUUCAUUUUGGGAUGCUUUAGUGCAAGUCUUCCUAAAACAGAGGCUAACUGGCAUGAUGUAAUAAGAGAUUUGAAAAGAAUUGAAGAACUUAUUCAAUCUAUACAUAUUGAUGCCACUUUAUAUACUGAAAGUGAUGCUCAUCCUAACUGCAAAGUAACAGCAAUGAAGUGCUUUCUCCUGGAGUUACGUGUUAUUUCACAUGAAUCCAGGAAUAUGGACAUGGAUGAAACAGUAGAAAACCUUAUCAUCCUAGCAAACAGCAGUUUACAUUCUAAUGGGAAUGUAACAGAAUCUGGAUGCAAAGAAUGUGAGGAACUGGAGGAAAAGAAUAUUAAAGAGUUUUUACGAAGUUUUUCACAUAUCGUACAAAUGUUUAUCAACUCUUCUUGAUGGCAGUUCAUCAUCUUCAGCAUUUCUAUUAUUAACAAACAUCUUCCCGCUGCUUAGAGGCAACAAAACACUCUGCAUUUCAACUGUUCUGCCAAAACAAGUUUUUCUACCAAGAAGAUAAUCAGGAUCUUGGAUCAGAUGAACUCUUAGAAAAGAAGGCAGAAAAAUAUCAUUGAAUAACAUAAUAAAAAACUAGUUGCCAUUGAGUCAAUUCUGACUCACGAUGACCCCAUGUGUGUCAGAGUACAACUUGCUCCAUAGGGUUUUCAAUGGCUGAUUUUUGUUUUUUUCCAGGAAGUAGAUCCUGAGGCUUUUCUUCCAAGGUGCAUCUGGGUGGACUGAAACCUUGCAACCUUUUGGUUAGCAGCCAAGCUCAUGUACCAUUGGCACCACCAGAGACUCCACUGAGUAACAAAGUGACUAUGAACUUUCCUCAGACUUAUUUUGCUUUUGUAUUUUUAAUUUAUUGUUGAAAGUGUAGAUAUUUGUAGUAUAAUAUAAAAUGUUGAAUAAAAUAUUAUGCACAUAUUUUAACAUUAGAAAUUGCACUGAUCUUUUACCUCUUAUAAGAAACUAGGAGACGUUUGUUUAGGAGUGAGAGUCAAAAUAUUUGACAAUUAUUUAACAACAGCUGGUUAUCAAUGUUGGAUGCUAACAGCUGUGUUGGUGUCAUCCUGCAAGUUUAUAACCACUGACUACCAGCCUGCUUUUGCUCCUCCAUUAGUUAACACCAGAGGAAGUAUUGACUACCAAUGAGAAAAGGAAGACUAUGUCUGAACACUGUGCUUUAAUCCAUAAUUUAGUUAUUGAUAUAUAAAGCACCUGUUGUGAAGGAGAUACUAAAAUUGUUAAGUACCUGGCGCAUAAUGUACAUCAGUAAAUUUUGGGAGGUGAUGACAAUAAUCAGCAUCCACAGAUAAGUACAAUUGUGUGUAGAAAACUAAUGGUUGCAAUGAUGUUUAUACUUCGUGUGUUCCCAAGUACAGUAUUUUAUUGUUACAUUAUUUUUACCAUGUUUAUAGAAUAAAGAAACUGCUGAUUUGUUGAAGUCACUAUUAUCUGAUUGAAAAUCAUUGUUUAUAAUGUUUUAUCACAAUUCACUGUCUAAAAUUAGUGAGUUUUCUUUUAAUGGAACAAUGAGUAAAGUGAAAUAUUCUUGUCUCGUUAUGAAUUUGUUUUAACUCUCUACCUGCAGAAAUAUUAGAGCUUUGAAUUUGUAUUAACCUGGUCUGUCUCAAAAUUGGAUAUAAUGAUGGAUUUUUCCCAAUAUCUCUUUCUCUGAUAAUAAAUAUUAUGACAAUGAUAUAAACUAUUCAUGAAUGCAGCAAACUUAGGAGGAAAUUUUAAGGAUGGUAGAACCAAUACGAUGCUUCAGUAUUAUUAGCGGUAAGCUUUGACCUAUUUCCCACCUGGCCCACCCAAAGGUACAGUGUAUAUGAAAAAUCAGGUAUUUGUCUUACAGGUCUCCUGCAUGUUCCAUCUGGCAGACCUGGUGCCACUUUCAACUCUGCUGUGGUCAUUGCUUAUUUCAUGGCUGGUCACUGCCUGGUGCUGCUAGUCAGGCCUCUUGGUAGUAUGCUUCUCUGCUCUCAUGAGCUCCAGCUCCGUGUGAAUGGGGACUGGCUGCGCUUUCCUGUGGCAUCCUGUGCUUCAGUCUCCACAACUCUGCCGUCACAAGGCUCUAUAUUUAUUUUACAUUUUACUGCAGGCUCAAAAGGGAAUUACAGUCAGGUGGGGGUGAAAAGAUUUAAAACACUUUACUAGAUAUCACUUUUCCAAUAAUCCAGAGUCAGAAAAACCAAGAAAUUAAAGCUUUCAUAGUGGGCCCAUCUAAGACAUAUCCUCUUUUCCUUAUUCUCAGGUCUCUUUGCAAUAUAUCUUAUUCUUCUGCCCUUGGCUCUCUCCAGUAGCAUUACCUUUUCCCAGAUCUGGGUUAUUCAUUCCAUAACAGACCCGAGAGCUUUCCCUGAGGACUUUCUAGAUGUGGCCUAGGGCCCUUCAAGUCCUUACAGGCAUUCAGGAAGGAAAGGAGGAAGUGAGGACAUAAGCAUUACAAGUUUGGCAAACACACAUCCCAAGGAUGUGUGUUAGUUAAUUAAUAGUAAUUAAUUCUUAAUAUUCGUAAGAAGGACAGUUUAAACUAGAGGUUGCAAACUGGUAGCUCAUUGACCAAGUUUGGCCUAUUUAUUGUUUUAUAAAUUAGAGCAACAUUUACAAAUCAAGAGAAAUCACAUACGAUGAAUUCUUGUCUUUUCUUGAAAAAAAAUUGGAAAAUGUAUCUGUUUCUUAUUCAUCCAGAGCUUUUCCUAAUAGUGCGAUGUCUCUCCAGGUUACCAUAAUUCCUACCCCUCACACAAUGUAUAAGUAGAAGUACUACUGCUGUUUGCGUCAUUGUCGUGGAUUGAAUUAUGUCCCCCAAAAAAUGUGUGUAUCAAUUUGGCUAGGCCAUGAUUCCCAGAAUUGUGUGGUUGGCCUCCAUUUUGUGAUUGUAAUUUUAUUUUAAAG
Trichechus manatus latirostris (Florida manatee) is the source of this 3448-nucleotide messenger RNA. RefSeq names its product interleukin 15 (gene IL15). The transcript is spliced from 8 exons. Gene Ontology annotation, molecular function: cytokine activity; cytokine receptor binding. The record is from RefSeq and is a predicted model, not a curated record. Bases 311 to 943 code for a protein of 210 amino acids. NCBI's taxonomy places the organism in Eukaryota, Metazoa, Chordata, Mammalia, Sirenia, Trichechidae. Gene Ontology annotation, biological process: positive regulation of immune response; positive regulation of cytokine production; positive regulation of T cell proliferation. Gene Ontology annotation, cellular component: extracellular region.